Leguminivora glycinivorella is the source of this 6336-nucleotide messenger RNA. RefSeq names its product NFX1-type zinc finger-containing protein 1-like. Gene Ontology annotation, molecular function: helicase activity; zinc ion binding. The record is from RefSeq and is a predicted model, not a curated record. Bases 714 to 6257 code for a protein of 1847 amino acids. Gene Ontology annotation, cellular component: nucleus; nuclear RNA-directed RNA polymerase complex. The transcript is spliced from 27 exons. NCBI's taxonomy places the organism in Eukaryota, Metazoa, Arthropoda, Insecta, Lepidoptera, Tortricidae. Gene Ontology annotation, biological process: regulatory ncRNA-mediated heterochromatin formation.
GUACCCGUUCCAGUGACAAGACAAGACUGACUGAGGCUGACAGAAAUAUUUUGAGAUUUGCAUCAAGAGGACGUGAUCGUUAAGUUAGUUGGAAUUUGCUUUGUUUAUUAGAUCAGUUUUUAAAAGGCGUCCUACGUAAGGGACAGAAAUGAGUGACUUUGGCGGUCCAGGUCCUUCACGGCAAGGCCGUGGAGGCAACGGGAAUAAACGUCCAUGGCGGCAGAGAUCUCACGACGGCAGGGGCCGCGGCGCGGCGCGCGGGGGCCGAGGCCGAGGCCGAGGCAGUGGCGCAGGCCGCGGGCAAGUCAACACUGGCCCUGGAAUUCUCGGGGAAAGGCCUCCUCUUAUUACGGGUACACCUGACCAACAAAAUAUGCUUCAACAAAUCGUGAAUGACAACACGGGAGGAUCUCAAAGUCAACCAAAGAAGAAAAAUAACAACGGCCGUGGCAGAAGAGAUGGCCCGAUGGGCUUUAAAAUGCUAGAGGAGAUAUCGAAAUCGGAAAGUGUCGACAUAAUCGAAAAAAUAAAUCGGCAGAAAGCAUACUUCACCCUUCUAUUAGACACACCCGUCGACAGGAAGAAAAGCGACGUAUUCUUUUUGGUCCUCGAACUCGUUACAAACGUUUGGAAAACAUCUUUCGAAGAAUCUAAGAAGCUGCUCCUACUGGAUCUGCAACACCAAGUUUAUCGACCAUUUGCAACUAUACUUGAUGCAGUUGCCAUACACAGUAAGCAGGGAGGACAAAUAUUUCAACAAGUACUAUUGGACUAGGGAGAAAGAAUUUUGGAAUAAUUUCAUGAAUUUUUGCGAGUGUCUUAUAAACGUUUCGCCGGCGACGGCGGUGCAUAAAUGCAGGGCGCUCAUCGAAGCUACCAGCAAGAGCUGUUUGGAAGGCUUGAAGGAGCAGCAAGGGUUCGAGUUGCCUGAAGAAUACACGGCAAGAAUGACGAAAAUUCGGGAAAGUUUAAAAGUCUGCGAGCCGGUAAAGAUUCAAAAUCAAAAUAGAGCAGAAGGAAUUGACGAGGUCGGUGAGCCCCAGGAGAGCUUUCGUGAGCUGAGCGUGCUGCCUUCGGGUGCGGAGCUGCUGCAGCGGCGGCCGUUCCUGCGCGCCAACGUGGUGGAGGGCGCGUACGCGGACGUGGACCACUACCUGGACGUGCAGUUCCGCCUGCUGCGCGAGGACUGCUUCGGCCCGCUCAGGGAGGGGAUACAUCAAUACAUUGAAGACCCCAGAAGAAAGAAAUAUGAUAACAUACGCGUCUACCGAAACGUGAAAUUUUCCGAACCAUAUGCUUCCCAGCAAAAAAUUGGUUCCAUCGUGCUGUUCGACGAAAGCACAAUCAAGUCCUUCAAAAGAGUCAAAUGGGCUCACAGCAAACGGCUACUGUUCGGUUCCCUCGUGGUCUUCACCAAGGACAACUGCAAGAGCUUUCUGGUUGGAACCAUUCUGGAACGUGAUGAAAAAUUCUUGAACAAGGGACAGUUACCAGUGAACAUUGUAAACGAGGACAACUCUAACAUAUACAACGACGACCGAUACAUUAUGAUAGAAUGCGAAGUAUACUUCGAGCCGUACUACCACGUGCUGAAGGCACUUCAGGACCCCGGCUUUCCGGAGCACUUGGCUAUGAACAAAUACAUUGUUGAUGUUGAAAAAGUCCCUGAGAAACCAGGUUAUCUGACUCCUGGCACAGUUUAUGAAAUGCAAAAUAAAGAUUUCGAAGACGUGAAAUUCGAAGUUUUGGACGAUCACAGCUGGCCCUCGCAAACUGAGCUGAGUUUGAAUAAUACACAAUAUGAAGCACUUAAACUGGCGCUGACCCACGAGUUCGCCGUGAUCCAGGGCCCGCCGGGCACCGGCAAAACCUACCUCGGCGUUAAAGUCGCGGAAAUCCUACUUAAAUACGCACCAUUCCCUAAAAUCAAGUGUUGCAUGCUUGUCAUCUGCUACACAAAUCACGCCUUAGAUCAAUUUCUAGAAGCUCUUUUACCUAUCACCAGGUCUUUGGCUCGCAUCGGCGGCAGAUCACGAAACGAAGCAUUGAAUGAAUUUAAUAUUAAUAAUUUGAGACGUAAAGACCACAGCAGCUAUUACCAUGAAACAAGGAUCGAACUUAAAACGCAAAUCAGUGCAUUAGAUCAUGCACAAGCUCGUGUCGACGCCUUGAACUCUGGAGUGUUGAGCUACAAAAGUAUUGUGGCCUACAACCCAGAGUGUAGGCUUCUUGAAAACUUCUACAGAGGAGGGAACAUUAAAGAUAUUUUAAAACAUUGGCUCUUUGAACAUGUGGAUGAUGUCCAAAUUGAUCCAACACUGUUAGAACAAGUUGAAAAUGAAUCUGAUGAACCAGCAAAUAACGCAGAUAUCGACGAAGACAUAUUUGCUAGACAAAGACCUGUAUUCGAUAUCGAUGAUUUAGAUGAUGACGGCGAUCCGGUUAUAAAUCCAGGCUAUGACUUUGUUACUACAUCUUUCUCGUUGUCCGAUAAAGAGGAUCACAUAAAAUCUCUACUGCGAAAGUUUCAAGAUCUACAAAAUAAGGGUACAUCCCGCUAUGAAUUAAGAGAGUUAGAAAACGAGAUAUGUCGUGUGUACGCCGAAGUUAAACUUUUUAAGGAAAUGAUGGAACACCGGUCGCGUGCUCCAAGGAUACGCCUAACAAAUACACUAGAUGUAACUAUUGUGCCCCGUGUAGAACGUUGGGCAUUGUACUUUAAAUGGGCCAACGUAGUCAUGGAGGAUGUGAAGAAAAAAAUUAAAGAAAUUGAGGAGAGGUUGCGCUCUGUCGCAGUGGCCUACGAAGAAGCGAAGAUGAUGGUCGACCUCUCCGUAUUGAAGAGGACUAGAGUCAUCGGGAUGACCACAAGCGGAGCGGCGAGACUGCGCAAGUUGUUAGCUGAAAUAGCACCUCGAAUAGUGGUGGUAGAGGAGGCAGCAGAAGUCCUAGAGUCACAUAUAGUGACGUCUCUUACAAAAAGCUGCCAGCACUUGAUCCUCAUAGGGGACCACCAGCAGCUGCGGCCGUCAGCGGCGUACAUGCGGCUAGCACGGUUCUACCAGCUGGAGGUGUCGCUGUUCGAGCGCAUGAUCCGCAACGGCGUGCACAGCCGCCGGCUCGGCGUGCAGCACCGCAUGCGCCCCGAGAUCGCCGCGCUCAUCUCACCGCACAUCUACCCCGACUUGCAGAACCACCGCUCCGUCGAAGACUUCCCGCCCGUGCGCGGCGUUGUGAACAAUCUCUUCUUCUUUUCGCAUGACUAUAAGGAACAGUGCGAAGACGACAGUUCAAGUCGUUCGAACCCCCAGGAAGCGGACUUGGUGCUCCGCCUGGCGAAUUACUUGAUGCAGCAGGGCUACAAACCCGAGGAAGUCACAAUUCUCGCCGCUUAUUCCGGCCAAUUGUUCUACAUGCGAAAACAACGGUCACUGUACGACCACCUGUCAAACGUGAAGAUCACAGUCCUGGACAACUACCAGGGCGAGGAGUCGAAGAUAAUCCUGCUGUCGCUGGUGCGCAACAACGACCACGACAGCAUCGGCUUCCUGGGCACCGAGAACAGGAUCUGCGUCGCCUUGUCCAGGGCCAGGGAAGGUUUCUAUAUAUUUGGAAACAUCGAUUUACUCAAGAGGAAAUCAGAGCUGUGGAAAAAAAUUGCAGCGACUUUGGAGAAAAAUGGAUCUCUCGGAACGAGUUUGAAGCUCAAAUGUGAUAACCACAGCGGACAAAUCACUACGAUAACGUCAGUAAGUGAUUUCGUAAAAGUUCCCGAAGGUGGUUGUCUAUUGGACUGUAAAUAUAACUUGCCAUGCGGGCACGCCUGCCCUCGCGUCUGCCACGCAUACGACUUGGUACACGCCAAAAUACAAUGCACCAAGGAUUGUGAAAGGAAAAUCUGCCAAAUCGAAGGUCACAAAUGUCCAUUCAAAUGCGCUGAAGUAUGCAAACCGUGCAAGCGUCUUGUCAAGAAGUCGCUGCCUUGCGGGCACGACAAAGAAGUUCUGUGCUUCAAGGAGCCUGGCGAUCCGUCUAUACAGUGCUUAGCACCUGUCGACGUCACUUUACCUGAUUGUGGACAUCAGGCAUCAAAAGCGUGUUACAUGAAGAUACCCGAUGUCAAAUGCCAAGAGAAGUGCCCCAACGGCAGACUCAAGUGUGGCCACGCGUGCCGCAGGACUUGUCAUGUCAACGAUGACCCGGACCAUUUACGGUACACUUGUCUGAAGGCGUGCCCGAAGGCAAAGAAAGGCUGCACGGCUAACUUGGAAGGGGACCUCGGCGAGCACAAAUGUCUACGUUCCUGUUUCGAAGAGUGUCUCGAUUGCAACGUUCAGGUCAUCAAGAAGAGGUCCGGCUGCACGCACUCGCGGAGAGUCGCGUGCCACGAAGAUGUGAACGCGAAGCCUUGUCGCGAGAAGUGCGCGCGCUCGCUACCCUGUACUCACUUCUGCAAGAAAUUGUGCUUCGAGAAAUGCGGGGACUGCAAGCAAAAGACGAAAAAACCCAUACCAGGAUGCAACCACGAAAUUGAGAUCGAAUGUGGACGAGAGCCCACCCGUGCUCUGUGCAAACAAAAAUGCGAACGCAUUAUGGCGUGUGGACACGUCUGUCAGAUGCGGUGCGGGGAGCAGUGUGACAUGGCUAAGUGUACGGAGAUCACUCCGCGCAAAUUCUCGUCUCCUUGCGGACAUAACGUGCAACUGCCUUGCAACGUGUCUCGGCAAGUUAUGCAACAAGGAUCAGUGACAGACGGGACGCUACUAUCCGCGUGCACGGCGCUAUGCGGCGCGCUGCUCCGCUGCGGGCACUCGUGCGGCGGCUCGUGCGCGGGCUGCCGCCAGGGCCGUCUGCACCAGCCCUGCGCCGCGCGCUGCCACCAGCUCAACAUCUGCGGGCACAGGUGUGAGGAGCCGUGCAACCAGGUGUGCCCGCCCUGCCGCCGUAAGUGCGAGGUCAAGUGCCAGCACUCGCCUUGCUCCAACUUGUGCGGUGCGCCUUGCACUAUGUGCACGGAGACACCGUGCGUCCGCGCGUGCGUGCACGGUGUAUGCACGCGUGCUUGCGGCGCGCCGUGCUCGCGGCCGCCGUGCUCGCAGGCGUGCGCGCUGCGGCUGGCGUGCGGGCACGGCUGCCGCGGGCUGUGCGGGGAGCCCUGCCCGCCCGCCUGCCGCCUCUGCCGCCCCGGGUCCUUCCCCACCGACCUGCUCGGAGACCCUUACGAUGACGACGCCAAGUUAAUUCAGCUACAGGAUUGUCCACACAUUUUUGACGUCGAUACCUUGGACACUUUAAUGAACAGCAAAGACGAAACUGUUCAGCUUAAGGCAUGCCCCUGGUGCCGUCAACCUAUUGUUAAUACAUAUCGGUACAAGGACCUGAUCAAUAAACUAUUGAAGAACGACAUCAAUCCGAUAAAAGCUAAGGUGUAUGGAACGGACGCUGAAAGAAGGGCGAAGAAAAAGGAAAUGCUGCAGAAAGUUACCGAUCUAGUGGUAGCACAUAGUAGAACUUGCAUUGCCAGUAUUGAUUGGAAGCACGCGUUAUAUGCCAUUUUUAAGAUAAUAAAGCAGGCGCAAAAUGACAGAAAGAUAUCACUUCUGCAAUUAGAAAUGAACGAUAUAUACCUGAACUUCCUGGAUACUAUCGGAAAAUACUAUAUGAAGUACAAAGAUGCACAUUUAUCACGACUGGAAACGUCGAUGACAUCUCAGGUGAAACUGCUUUGCAACGUACUCAUUACUAAUUCGCGCAAACUGAGCCAGCAACAACAAUUGGACAUAGAUAAUGAGCUGAAACGUAUGAAUUCGAUGAUCCAAUUAGCUAAGAUAUUGAGCCACGAGAUUUACAAAUCUUCGAAGACUAACGAGACCGUGGUGCGAGCGACUGCCGCUGCAAGAGAAGCCGUUUUGAGUUGGCGCGUGUUUGACGAAAGUAGGGGGGUGGAAUGCUUGAAGAUGCUUGAGAACGCGGUGAAGUUGUCGGGUAUUGCUAGCAGGGAGGAGCGCGCGAUGAUAGUACGAGCGAUUGGGCUGAAGGCGGGGCACUGGUACAAGUGUCCCAACGGACACUUCUACUGCAUCGGCGAGUGCGGCGGCGCCAUGCAGCUGUCCACGUGCCCGGACUGCGGCGCGGCCAUCGGCGGGCAGCGCCACGCGCUCACGGCGGGCAACCAGCACGCCAGUGAGAUGGACGGCUCGCCGUAUGCUGCCUGGUCGGAGCUAGCCAACAAUAUGGCGAACUUCAAUUUUGAUUAGGAUAAGCUUUCAUUGUGUAGGAUCACAGAAUAUAUAAUAGUACAAGUACAGAAGGCCCACUGCUUUGAUGUUCACGAAA